Molecule: messenger RNA, 1974 nt
Organism: Mirounga angustirostris (Northern elephant seal)
Lineage: Eukaryota; Metazoa; Chordata; Mammalia; Carnivora; Phocidae
Gene: SIRT2
Product: sirtuin 2
Exons: 16
Coding region: 244-1401 (385 amino acids)
Cellular component (GO): nucleus
Molecular function (GO): histone deacetylase activity, NAD-dependent; transcription factor binding; NAD+ binding
Source: RefSeq, a predicted model, not a curated record
UCUGCCCCUCCUGUUUCCGGUGCCGUCACGGGACAGAGCCGUCGGUGACAGCCCCAAGGGCCCCCGCCCCGCGCCCAUGGCCGAGCCGGACCCCCUCUGAUGCAGUGCCACCUCCUCUGAGCUCCGUUUCCAAGAUGAGGAGCAUCAGACUCAGAACAGCAAAGAACUUACGCUCCUCAGGAGCUGCAGGACCAGGACUCAGAUUCAGACACUGAGGAAGGAGCUGCAGGCGGAGAAGCCGAGAUGGACUUCCUGCGGAAUUUCUUCUCCCAGACACUGGGCCUGGGCACCCAGAAGGAGCGUCUGCUGGACGACCUGACCCUGGAAGGGGUGACCCGCUACAUGCAGAGCGAGCGCUGUCGCAGGGUCAUCUGUUUGGUGGGAGCUGGGAUCUCCACAUCCGCCGGCAUCCCUGACUUCCGCUCCCCAUCCACGGGCCUCUACGCCAACCUAGAGAAGUACAAUCUUCCCUACCCAGAGGCCAUCUUUGAGAUUGGCUACUUCAAGAAACACCCAGAGCCCUUCUUUGCUCUUGCCAAGGAACUCUAUCCUGGGCAGUUCAAGGUAAACCAGCCAGAGCGCCUGGAACACUUCCCAGCCGGUGGCGACGCGUGGCCCCUGGGCUCUGUCACGACCGGUGUGGUUCCGCUUGCUCCCCUCCAGCCGACCGUCUGUCACUACUUCAUCCGCCUGCUGAAGGAGAAGGACCUACUGCUGCGCUGCUACACGCAGAACAUAGACACGCUAGAGCGAGUGGCGGGGCUGGAGCCUGAGGACCUGGUGGAGGCCCAUGGCACCUUCUACACCUCGCACUGCAUCAGCCCCCUCUGCCGACGGGAGUACUCGCUCAGCUGGAUGAAAGAGAAGAUCUUCUCCGAGGUGACUCCCAAGUGUGAGAAAUGUCACAGCGUGGUGAAGCCUGACAUCGUGUUCUUCGGUGAGAACCUCCCAGCGAGGUUCUUCUCCUGCAUGCAGUCAGACUUCCUGAAGGUGGAUCUCCUCAUCAUCAUGGGUACCUCCCUGCAGGUGCAGCCCUUUGCAUCCCUCAUCAGCAAGGCACCCCUCUCUACCCCACGCCUGCUCAUCAACAAGGAGAAGACUGGGCAGACUGACCCUUUCCUGGGGAUGAUGAUGGGCCUCGGAGGAGGCAUGGACUUCGACUCCAAGAAGGCCUACAGGGACGUGGCCUGGCUGGGUGACUGUGACCAGGGCUGCCUGGCCCUUGCCGACCUCCUCGGAUGGAAGAAGGAGCUAGAGGACCUCGUCCGGAAGGAGCAUGCCAGCAUUGAUGCCCAGGCAGGGUCGGGGAGCCCCAACCCCAACACUUCGGCUUCCCCCGGGAAGUCUCCACCUCCUGCCAAGGAGGAGGCCAGGACCAUGGAGGGGGAGCAGGGCCAGUGACAGCUGCACCUCCCGGGCCAGCAGAGCCGCCACCAGCCCUGGCCCCCUCUAACUUGCAGCUCUUGUCUGGGGAGCUCAGAAUGUUGCCCUAGUCUCUUAACCACCCCCUUUCAAAACUGGGGUCCCAGCCCCCUGACUCUGGCAAAUCUCUAACAGCACCCAGGGGCCGAGGCCUGGGCAGCUCAGCUGUAACAGCCCAUAGUCUCUAACCACCCGCGGGGAUGUGGGUCAACCUCCCCUAAUCUCUAACUGCUCCCAGGGCCAGGGCUGCCUCUAAACUCCUAACUGUUCUGGACAGGGGCCCCAGGGCUCCCCAGGGCUCCCCAUGCCCUCUACCGCUCCUAGGGACCUGUGGCCAAGUCGGCCAAGUCUAACGUACCCUGGGUGGAGUGUGGGCCCUCCAGACAUAACACCCUCUGGGGGGAGCUGAGCCUGAAGGCCUCCCCAGUCUGUGUCUCCCACUCCCAAAGUGGGUGCUGGACCCCUUCCCUUUGGGACCCACUUCCCCUGCCGGGAGGGGCAGAUAAUGUUGCUUAUUGGAGACAAAUUAAAAACAAAAACAACUAACGAUCA